UCGGCUUCUCUACCGCUCUCUUCUCAUCAUUUGCUCCCAAUUUCCUAAUGUUUACCAUAAGCUCAGCCGUGACGGCCGCCUGUAUUGCAGGCAUGUAUCAGACGGCCUUCAUUAUAGGCAUUGAGUUCGUUGGCGGCCAAUGGAGAGUGUGGUGCGGAAACCUUCAUUCUGCGCUGUUCGCAGUCGGGGCCGCAAUCCUAUGCCUUAUGGCCUAUUAUAUACGCGAUUGGAGAGAAUUGCAGUUUGUUAUCGCACUUCCCAUCGCAUUCACGCUCUCUUAUCCCUGGCUUUUCCCGGAAUCGGUUCGUUGGCAGGUAUCCAAUGGACAGAUGUCUAAAGCAAUUAAGACAAUCAGAAGAGCUGCCAAAUGGAACAGUGUUUACAUUCCUGAAGAAUAUUUGUACGCUUCCGAAGAC
Medioppia subpectinata is the source of this 416-nucleotide messenger RNA. Lineage: Eukaryota; Metazoa; Arthropoda; Arachnida; Sarcoptiformes; Oppiidae. The record is from the annotation of a GenBank genome assembly.